GGGAAGACGCCCGGGCGGCGGCCAUUUUGUCUUAUCGGCUGCUCUUUGCAAGAGGCUUUUCGGCUUGAGAGUGAGCCGAGGGAUUUGGCGGUCGAGUGGCUGGUGUUUUUCGUUGGCGGGUGCCUGGGCUGGUGGGAGCAGCCGCCCGGAGGAAGCACCAUGAUUUCGGCCGCGCAAUUAUUGGAUGAGUUAAUGGGCCGGGACCGAAACCUGGCCCCAGAUGAGAAGCGCAGCAACGUGCGGUGGGACCACGAGAGCGUUUGUAAAUACUAUCUCUGUGGCUUUUGCCCUGCGGAAUUGUUCACAAAUACUCGUUCUGAUCUUGGUCCAUGCGAAAAAAUUCAUGAUGAAAAUCUAAGAAAACAGUAUGAGAAGAGUUCCCGGUUUAUGAAAGUUGGCUAUGAGAGAGAUUUUUUGCGAUACUUACAGAGUUUACUUGCAGAGGUAGAACGUAGAAUUAGACGAGGUCAUGCUCGUUUGGCAUUAUCUCAAAACCAGCAGUCCUCUGGGGCUGCUGGUCCAACAGGCAAAAAUGAAGAAAAAAUUCAGGUUCUGACGGACAAAAUUGAUGUGCUUCUACAGCAGAUUGAAGAAUUAGGAUCAGAAGGAAAGGUAGAAGAAGCCCAGGGAAUGAUGAAAUUAGUUGAACAGUUAAAAGAAGAAAGAGAAUUACUAAGAUCCACAACCUCGACAAUUGAAAGUUUUGCUGCUCAAGAAAAACAGAUGGAAGUUUGUGAAGUUUGUGGAGCCUUUUUGAUAGUAGGAGAUGCCCAGUCCCGGGUAGAUGACCAUUUGAUGGGAAAACAACACAUGGGCUAUGCCAAAAUUAAAGCCACCGUGGAAGAAUUAAAAGAAAAGUUAAGGAAAAGGACAGAGGAGCCUGAUCGGGAUGAGCGUCUAAAAAAAGAGAAGCAAGAAAGAGAAGAAAGAGAAAAAGAGCGGGAGAGAGAGAGGGAAGAACGGGAAAGGAAAAGACGAAGAGAAGAGGAAGAAAGAGAGAAAGAAAGAGCUCGUGAUAGAGAAAGAAGAAAGAGAAGUCGUUCCCGAAGUAGACAUUCAAGCCGAACUUCUGACCGAAGAUGCAGCAGGUCUCGGGACCAUAAAAGAUCACGAAGUAGAGAAAGAAGGCGAAGCAGAAGUAGAGAUCGACGACGAAGCAGAAGCCAUGACAGAUCAGAGAGAAAACAUAGAUCUCGCAGCCGUGACCGAAGAAGGUCAAAAAGUCGGGAUAGAAAGUCAUAUAAACACAGGAGCAAAAGUCGGGACAGAGAACAAGACAGAAAAUCCAAGGAGAAAGAAAAGAGGGGAUCUGAUGAUAAAAAAAGUAGUGUGAAGUCCAGUAGUCGAGAGAAACAAAGUGAAGACACAAACACUGAAUCCAAGGAAAGUGAUACUAAGAAUGAGGUCAAUGGGACCAGUGAAGACAUUAAAUCUGAAGUGCAGCGUAAGUAUGCACAGAUGAAGAUGGAACUAAGCCGAGUAAGAAGACAUACAAAAGCCUCUUCUGAAGGAAAAGACAGUGUAGUCCUGCAAAACAUUUUGAGCGUUGGUGUUGUGAGCGGCCCAUGAAAAGCCAAAUUAAAAAUCAAGGAUUCAGUCAAACUAAGCAGGUACUCAUGCCAGGUACUCCUUUCUCUACCCACAUCCAUGUUUGAAUGCUAUUGCCUGUGAUCUUUACGCUUAACUGUUGUGUAUCUUUUUUGUUCUUUACAAGAAGCACAGAGGGGUUUUUUUGUGUAUUGCGUGAAAUCUUAAAAAUCAAAUGUUAACAGAAUGGAAUUUUUUUUCAACUGUGUGUAGGGAUGCAGUGGUGCCCAGAAUUAGAUAUCUUUAAAGAAUUUUAAAUACAAUAAACACUUCCUAUUAUUCGCCUUGUUACAUUCAGUGCAAUUCUCGAGUCUUUAAAGAGGUAUGUGCUUAAAUAUUUCCUACUGUGUAGGAGAAUUUGUGGUCAGCCAUAGGUGCAUAGGCACAGUCACUGGCUGAUACACUGAAAGCAGUGAUACACGGCAAGGACAAAUGCUGUGAAUCAGUGACAUGUUAAGAAGUGAACUGUACAGGAUGAAGUUGGGUUUUUAAAAGAACUAUUUAACAACUAGGCUUUAUAAGUGUUCUUAAAACCUCUAAACUUUUCAUUCUUUGGGCUAGUGGCAUGGGAUGAAAUAUUCCUGAUGAAAGGAAGUACCAAUUAGUUGAUUCAUUGGUGGCAUUCCUUUUCUAGAAGAGCAGUGUAGUUAUAUCUGUGUGAACCAUUCACAGGUAGCAAGCAUACACAGGCACAUGGCUUUUAGAACUACACCAAUGCCUUGGUUAUUAAAAACAGUGCAGACAUUUCAAAUACACAUGUUAAUCAUAAUUAGCAGUUAGCAGCUGGCCCAACACUUAGUCAUAAAAUUUUACCUUUUAUAUGCUGUCUAAUUAUCAUUUUUCCCCAAAUUUUGCAUUGUAGGACUACUGUUCGAAGAUUUUUUGAAGAAUACUGAACACGGCAUAAAGUGAAGAUCAACAUUAAAAUGAGGUGAAAGAAAGCUAAUUAGUGGUUAGUGGCAAGUAUAAAGCUCAGUUAGUUAUUUGUUUUUUUUGUUUUGUUUUUUUUUUAAUUAUUAAAAAUUCAGGACUGUUGUGACCAGAUUUCAGAACAUGUGUUAAUAGCACAUAUGCCACUUUGAAAAUGUAGGCCCUGUAUCAUAUAUUUUCUUUAAGACUUUUUAAGAAAUAUUACCUAAACAUGUGGCUUGCUCAGUGUUUAAUUGCAAGUUUUCAUUCUUGGACUUUGAAAACAGGAUUAAACGUUAGUAUUCAUGUGAAACCAACUAAGUGGGAUUCCAUUUUUACACUUCUGCUAUACUUAGCCUUUGGAUCUAGAAGUCAAAAUAAAGUAUCUCUGACUUUCUGUUA
Nannospalax galili (Upper Galilee mountains blind mole rat) is the source of this 2898-nucleotide messenger RNA. RefSeq names its product LUC7 like 3 pre-mRNA splicing factor (gene Luc7l3). The record is from RefSeq and is a predicted model, not a curated record. Gene Ontology annotation, biological process: mRNA splice site recognition. The coding region runs from base 160 to 1569 and encodes 469 amino acids. The transcript has 12 exons. Gene Ontology annotation, molecular function: mRNA binding. Gene Ontology annotation, cellular component: U2-type prespliceosome; U1 snRNP. NCBI's taxonomy places the organism in Eukaryota, Metazoa, Chordata, Mammalia, Rodentia, Spalacidae.